Molecule: messenger RNA, 817 nt
Organism: Asparagus officinalis (garden asparagus)
Lineage: Eukaryota; Viridiplantae; Streptophyta; Magnoliopsida; Asparagales; Asparagaceae
Exons: 3
Coding region: 1-732 (243 amino acids)
Source: RefSeq, a predicted model, not a curated record
AUGGAAAUUGGAGGAAAGAGUUUAGGGACCAAAGGAAGUUCAGAAAGUAGAUCUUUUAACCAUUCUGUUUCUGUGCAAGUGGUAUCAAGAGCAAUCAACUCAGAUUCCAUGGUACUUCCGACUCCUUCAAUUCCCAGAUCCCUCCCUCCUCCUCUUCCCCAACACUCCUCCCAAGUCCCAACUCCCCUGUCCCCUCUUGCUCAGCCCCAAGCCUCCUCCGCUCAACGCCCGCGACCGCACCGCCUCGAGUCGCUGUCUCGACCUCCGCCCGAGCCCGCACCGCACAAGUCACAACCCUACCUCACCGCCCUCCGAGGCUCCGACCAACUCCCCGCCAAGCUCCCCUCAGCUCAGGGCCUCAGGCGGUUCGCUAUUUAUACCCGCCCCUCCGCCCUCGUCAUUCUCCGACCAAAGAAUUCCAAAGCGAGAAAUAAAAAUCACAUCCCCCCUCCUCUCAAGAUCUUGAAUCUUGAUCCGAUCCAAGUGAAUUUGAUAAAGCGAAAACGCCUGAUAUGGGUGAAAGAUCAUUUCAAGGUGAGUUCUUCAAGUUCUCUCUACUUCAUUAGGUUUUUUGAGGAUUAUAGAGAAGUUGGGCCCACACAAGCUAUGACAAUUGCUAAAGAAAUUGGUACUGAAAUAGAAAUUGAUUCUGUAUUUCAAUUAAAACGUCAAAUCCGUAGAAAAAGACAAUUUGAUGAGAAUGUUAAUGAGGAGAUAACACAAUCAGCUUAAGAAUCUUUUAGAAUCAAUUAUUUUUUGUAUAUUGUAGAUCAAGUCAUUGGUUCACUAAAGAAAAGGUUUGAGCAAUAUAAAGUAU